Messenger RNA from Cloeon dipterum, 2206 nucleotides. RefSeq names its product nudC domain-containing protein 1. The transcript is spliced from 10 exons. The record is from RefSeq and is a predicted model, not a curated record. Bases 53 to 1792 code for a protein of 579 amino acids. NCBI's taxonomy places the organism in Eukaryota, Metazoa, Arthropoda, Insecta, Ephemeroptera, Baetidae.
GACGCCGAAUUCUCUUUCGUCGUAAAAAGGAAAAGCACACAAUAUCGACAUUAUGCUUUCUGAACUGAGUCCAGACUCAUCUCUGCUGAUGCCAGACUUUGAUGGCUACAAGCUCAGUCUGGACAACGUGCCAAUUUACACGCACCAACUCACCACUGGAGUGAGCCACCGUGAGCCGACCUCGCACCAGUUUUCCUUCGCGUUUGUCCGUUUGUUCGGACUGCACAACCACUUGCACGGCGAUCCGUGCACCAAAGACCAAGUCUUCUUGAUCAACGACAAUGGGGAAAUUGUCAAACAUCUCUGGAAUAGUGACAAGCGGCUAUUUGAGAGCAGCGUGGUGGCCUCCACAUCGACAGGCGCUGAAUGCCGGGUGCUCAACCCUUCCCUCUGCCUGGACGCUCCGGGACAUGCUGCUGCGAUGACGGGCGGGGCUGAUGGAUUGCUCACUGUCUUUUUCACUGGAGACCGAACCACCAAUGAAGAAUGGAAGCAAAUUGCCAGCCUGAAAGUCAGCACGCCAGGAGUGGUCCGAAGCCUUUCUUUCGACCAGGAGAAAAACGAACUUCAAAUUCUGGUCGAGUCUGUUGUGCUAAAAGACGCGUUUCCGGAACUGGAGUCGCUCAAAGAGGGCGAGGCAGCCACACUGAUCCACUGGCUGAAAGUCAAUCCGGAAUUAGGCAAAGGUGACGACUCGGUGGUGUUUCACAAGAAGAUUUGUGUCCACGGCGUGGUUGAAUACGUUGCACUGGAGGAGGGUGGACAGGCAAUCUACAUCUGCAGUGAAAAAGAGCCUGUCUACGCUUACGACUCUGUCAGGCCUUGCACGCCUACUCUUGAAAGAGUACUUCGUGAGCCAAUAGCUUACACGUGGAGCCAGACCGAAGAAAAUAUCAGUGUGUCCUUCAAUAUACCGGCUGGAGUCGACAGCAUAAACACAGAAGUGAAAGAGCAGAACCUGAAGGUGACCAUUGCCAGUCCUUGCGGACAGUUUUCCAAGGAGGUCAUCAAUGGCACUUUGGUCCAAAGCGUUUUGCCCGAAAUCGACACUAAAAAUGUGGAUGGAAGUGUUGAGUUGCGCCUGACAAAAACGGAAGCUGGCGUGGAUUGGUUUGAAUUUAUUCGAAAUGACCCUAACGGAACCAUGGCUGCGAACGAGGUGGACGUCGAGAAGGCGAAUUCGUGUUUGGAUAAAUAUACGUCAGAAAAGCAGGCAAAGGACGCUGAAGGCUUGGGCCAUGGAUUCAACAACAGCCAGCUAGAAGAGUGCGACGAGUUGCCUGCCUCGAGCAAACUGCAGCGUCUGCCACUCGAAUCGCAUUCACCAAGCCACAUUGUGCUGCUGAGCAGUCAGCAGUGGCUGGGCAACAGCCGCACUCCGAUUGCGGGUCAGCAGCCGACCCUGCUGCUCCGACACGACGUGGACGCGCUCGUCUGGCAGCCCGGCCAUCACCUCGAGUCGCUCACCCAGCACCUGGCCACCUUUCCGGGCUUUGGCUACGUGCAGGCGUCCAAGACGAGUAAAAAAUGGCUCGUGUGGCCGCCUGGCGCCUCCUGGGUGGCCGUUGUGGACACUCACCGCCAUAUUUACCUCUACCACCAGCCGCAACCUCUGCAGACGCAGCUGAUUAAUAGGAAAUCUGGUCAAAAAGUGAAGACUGUAGCUAAACAGCAGGUGGUUGGCCUGCCUGACAACUCGGCCAGGGUCCUCGGCGUCUACCCUGAGGAUGAUAAACUUUUUGUUCUUCUCGCGAAUAAUUCCAUUGUUGUCGUUCAAGUGAACCAAGCUUAAAUUUACAUUUUUUUAAUAAAUAUUCACAGACAGAGCUUUUAAAUUAAUCACGGUGGUGAAUUAAUUUCUAUUAGAGAUCUCAGCCCGCGAACAGGGCUUAAAAUUAAAAAAUGCCGGAGGGAAAAAAUGUCUUCGGACCUUCGGGCUUUUAACUUCUCGUUUAAAAUAUUAUCGCCAGCCGCUGAUACCUCUGUUCAGAUCAGGGUCCUUUUAAAACGCCAAUGGCAGCCAUCUUUGCGCAGGGAUUAAGUUUAAAAAUUUUAAACUGCUGUUCAUUUUAGUCAAUUUUAUUUAAUUUCUCAAAUAACUGGUGUUAUUUCGAGCUUGGAUCGGCCACAUACUCACAGAAUAAAUAAAUUUAUUUUUGUAAAAAUUUAAAAAAUAUUAAAAACUUCGUUCAAUGAAAAAAAGAAA